CAUCUCUGCAGACCCUGUCACAACCGAGAGAAGGCGAAACGCCUUGGCCAGUACAUCUGUCAGAAAUGCCACCUCAUCAUCGACGAAGUGCCACUCAUGUACAAGAGUGAUGCUUACCACGCUGAUCAUUUCAACUGUACCCACUGUGGGAAGGAGCUGACAGCUGAGGCUCGAGAGCUGAAGGGGGAGCUGUACUGUCUUCCAUGCCAUGACAAAAUGGGUAUUCCAAUCUGUGGAGCAUGCCGUCGGCCAAUUGAGGGGCGAGUGGUUAAUGCUCUGGGCAAGCAGUGGCAUGUUGAGCAUUUUGUUUGUGCAAAAUGUGAGAAGCCAUUUCUGGGGCAUCAUCAUUUUGAACGGAAAGGACUGGCCUAUUGUGAGAAACACUACAACCAGCUGUUUGGAGAUGUUUGCUAUCAUUGUAACCACGUGAUUGAGGGAGACGUGGUCUCAGCUCUGAACAAGACCUGGUGUGUUCACUGCUUCACCUGUUCCACCUGCAAUGCUAAGCUCACCCUGAAGAAUAAGUUUGUGGAAUUUGAGAUGAAGCCGGUGUGUAAGACGUGCUACAAGAAGUUCCCUUUGGAGCUGAAGAAGCGACUGAAGAAAAUGUCUGAGAAGGGUGGUCACAAAUGAGGCCCUUGGUCUCAAGAUCCAGUUGAUUCCACAUGAUCUCUUCUGCGCUCCAUAGCAACAGUAAAUGAUCGAUUGUAGUGGAUCGCAGAGGUCAGUGGGAGGCAGAUGGAUGAUUAACUGAAACUAACAUUUCAUAAUCAUUAUAUAUAUAUAUAUAAUAUAUAUAUAGGCCAACAUUGUAUUUUUCGAGGGCUUUUCUUGAGGGCAACCUCUUGACUUUUGCCGGUUACUUUUUGGUUUUCGGGGGCUCCUUUUUCAUUCUAACCAAUUAGUUUAGUCAGUGAUGCAAUCACAUUGUAACACCACCGCUAUGUUUGUGUUGAUGCACUGUGUAUCCGAUCCCCUACAGAAACAGAGUUAGAAGAGUUCAUCAAUAUCCUCAAUAAUUGCUCACACUCCGCCAAACGUAAAGCCUCCAUCCCACUGUAUUUAAAUUGACACAAACUAGCACUAGUUAGUAACAAACCUUGUUUUCAAACGAACUGACGUGUCACAAAAAUAAAUGCUUCACAUCUCUCCCUCUGCUUUUAUCAGCAACGCUGGUAAACCCAUGCUCUCUGCUUAUUGAUCCUGAUGCCGAAGGCCUCUAUUAAAUCUGCCAUUACUCUUCCCUGCUCCUGUCUCUCAGUGGAACUGAAGUCCCACAUCCCUGCUCCCAUCCUAGUAAAUCAGCCACAGGAGAGAACCAGAGCAGUUCCUCACAGUGUCCAUUUGUGGCAGCGACUUUUCUCUGACUAUUUUGUCUGUGGUGGAAUUUUCCCUGGUAUCUGGGGGUAGCAUGGUGGCUCAGUGGUUAGCACCUCACAGCACCAGGGACCCUGGUUCGAUUCCAGUUCUCGGGUGACUGUCUGUGUGGAGUUUGCACAUUCUCCC
Messenger RNA from Rhincodon typus (whale shark), 1506 nucleotides. Its product is annotated as LIM and senescent cell antigen-like-containing domain protein 2. Gene Ontology annotation, biological process: positive regulation of substrate adhesion-dependent cell spreading; positive regulation of integrin-mediated signaling pathway; cell-cell adhesion. Bases 97 to 633 code for a protein of 178 amino acids. The transcript has 6 exons. Gene Ontology annotation, cellular component: cytoplasm; cell-cell junction; focal adhesion. The record is from RefSeq and is a predicted model, not a curated record. NCBI's taxonomy places the organism in Eukaryota, Metazoa, Chordata, Chondrichthyes, Orectolobiformes, Rhincodontidae.